AUCCAACGCCAAUUGGGCUCAGUUCAAAAUUAGGGCUGUUUUUCGUCUGUCUACCUUUGGUCGAGAUCUGUGAAAGGGAACACCUCUUCGAAUUCAGUAGAACGUAGAUUGGGACUAGAAUCACGGAAGCGGUGGUUUUCGACACAGAAGCCCCAAGAAUGACUCACUGACUCACUCACUGGCUGACACCCCUUGACUCUUUCACUCUUUCAUUCCAAGCCAAGCAACAAGCCUCAUGAGACGUUUAGGAACGGAUCCGAAACACAAAUAGGAUCCGCCAUGUCUUUCACAAUGACAUUUAACAGCCAGCGAAGUGUGCUCCUCAUCGUGGUGGUGGUCCUGGUUUCCCAUUUGAUCACGGUUAUUCAAUGUAACGUGGGGUCGGUCCAAAGAGGAAUGCAGAGGGACCAAUCGUAUGCUGGAGAGAGCCUCAGCAGUCUCGGCUCCCGCAGCGAUGAUCCCAUAUCAAGUCAAGAUUUGCAGAAGCUCAAAUGGUGGGAGGAUGUCUAUCCGUCGCGACUGAGAUCAAGUCGCCUUCCGCACAAUAAAAGACCGCCAAACCUUCUCUCUCCCGGGGUUUUUAGCUUCAAAACUCCAACCAGCACCCAGUACUAUUUUCAUGAUCAGGGUGCCCGAAUCAUCAAGUCGUCUCACUUCAUGAAGCGUUACCAUUUGGGGAGAAAGAUCAGCUUUGUAUGCGUGGCCCGUGGACAUCCACGGCCUCAUAUCACGUGGCUCAAGGAUGGAUUGGAAUUGAACUCAUAUGCUGGUUAUGAAGGAGUGGGAAUCAGUGAAUGGCGUUUGAACGGGGAUAUGAUGAAGAGCAAGUUGGAGAUUGACCCAGCGAUGCCCAAGGACGCCGGAUUCUAUGAAUGUUUGGGCGAUAAUAAGUUUGCCAUCGAUCGACGCGGAUUCAUCGCCAAAUACGAACUGAACUAAUUCAGCCAGCCAAAUUGGCAUUCUUUGUAGUAGGACGGAGCUAACUAAAUCCAUCAAUCAAGCAUGCAUGCACUGGUAUUAAAGCUCUUCUCAUCAUCA
This is a messenger RNA of Tigriopus californicus, 1038 nucleotides long. RefSeq lists its product as uncharacterized. The transcript is spliced from 5 exons. The record is from RefSeq and is a predicted model, not a curated record. Bases 280 to 939 code for a protein of 219 amino acids. Lineage: Eukaryota; Metazoa; Arthropoda; Copepoda; Harpacticoida; Harpacticidae.